Molecule: messenger RNA, 738 nt
Organism: Trichomonas vaginalis G3
Lineage: Eukaryota; Parabasalia; Trichomonadida; Trichomonadidae
Product: metallo-hydrolase/oxidoreductase family
Exons: 1
Coding region: 1-738 (245 amino acids)
Source: RefSeq, a predicted model, not a curated record
AUGAAGUUGAUAGUUCUUGGAAGCGGUGGAUAUUAUACAACCGAUGACACACAUACUCCAUCAUAUAUGAUACCAGAAUUGGGCAUAAUUUUUGAUUCUGGAAACGGUAUACACAGAGCUCCUCAAUAUGUUGAAACUGAAACUAUUCAUAUCUUUUUGAGUCAUGCACACUUAGAUCACACAGAAGGGCUUCGUGUUGUUAAUUAUCUUUAUAAUGAUAAAUGCACAAAAAUUAUCGUUCAUGCACGAAAAGAAAUUAUUGAGGCUAUUCCUCUAUUAUUUAAUCAGCCAUUUGCAGGUGGCCAUACGAUGCCAUUUGAGUUGGAAGAAGUUGAAGCCGGAAAACCAAUUCAACUUCAAAAUGGUGUUACUAUUACAGCUUUUGAGCUCAAUCACACCUCUCCAAACUUUGGAUAUAGAUUAGACACACCGAAAAGGUCAAUGGCAUAUGUUACAGAUACAACAUUUAUACCAGAAAAAGAUUAUACUCCACAUCUUCAUAACUUAGACCUUCUUUUACAUGAAUGCUAUGCAACAGCAGGUGAUGUUCAGCAGGCUGUUGAAAUGGGCCAUACUUGCCCCGAACAAUUUGUUUCUAUUUGUAAAGCUACAAAUCCAAAGAAGGCUUAUACAAUUCACCACCGACCAAAGGGUGGAAAGGAAGAAAAUAUAGAAUUUAUUAAGAAAGAAUUUCCAAAUGCCUUCAUGGCCGUUGAUAAACAAAUAAUUGAAUUUUAA